UGUCACACACUCCUCACCGUUCCCCUGCUGCGCUAACGGUUCAACGCAGAUGACACACUUUCGUCCCGACUUAAGUACUUUUUGAACUUCUUCCGACCUGGAACCGAAAGUUUACACUUUGCUGCUGCUUGACAACGAAGGUACCGAGCCGCCAUGUUUUUAGCUUUAGUGGUGACGCCAGAACUCAGGGAGUUUCUGGUCCAAGUCCGGAGAGGAACGGUGCGCAUCGUCAAGGUGUGCAUUCGAGACGAGCAGCUGGUGCUGGGUGCCUACAGGGAAGCAGAGAAGAGCUGGGACCAGGACUAUGACCACUUCCUGCUUCCUAUGCUGGACGAGCAGGAGCCCUGCUACAUUCUGUACCGCCUGGACUCCCAUAAUGCACUGGGCUUCGAGUGGCUCUUUAUAUCUUGGUCUCCCGAUCACUCACCAGUGAAAGAGAAGAUGAUGUAUGCGGCAACGAGGGCCACAGUGAAGAAGGAGUUUGGUGGAGGUCACGUCAAGUACGAGAUGUUUGGAACAGUGCAGGAGGAGGUCUGCCUGUCGGGUUACUGGCAUCACGUGUCGUCCUGCUCGGGCCCCGCACCGCUCACGUUAGCUGAGAGGGAGCUGCAGAGGAUCAAAAUCUCAGAGGUGAAGGCAGAGACCAGCGUGGAAAGCAAGCAUCAGACCCUUCAAGGUUUAGCGUUUCCUCUGAAGGACACGGCCCGACGAGCCCUACAGGAAUUGUCACAGAAGCGCAUCAACUACAUACAGCUGAGGUUGGACGUGGAGAAAGAGACCAUCGAGUUGGUCCAUUCCCAGCAGACGGAGACGCAGGACUUGCCUUACAGAGUUCCUAAGGACACUCCCAGAUAUCACUUCUUCCUCUACAAACACUCCCACGAGGGCGACUACCUCGAAUCUGUCGUGUUCAUCUACUCCAUGCCGGGGUACAGCUGCAGCAUCAAGGAGAGGAUGCUAUACUCCAGCUGCAAGAGUCGCCUGCUGGAGGAAGUGGAAAGAGAGUAUCACUUGCAGGUGGUGAAAAAGCUAGAGAUUGACGACGGCGACGAGCUGACGGAGGAGUUUCUGUACGACGAGGUCCAUCCCAAGCAGUACGCCUUCAAGCAGGCCUUUGCAAAGCCGCGCGGGCCGGCAGGAAAGAGAGGACACAAGCGGCUCAUUAAGGGUCCGGGGGGCGACGUGCAGGACAGCUGAAGACAUUUGGCGGGCAUGUGAGGAGUUCAAUGAACAACUCGUACGAACACUGACGGCUCCUUGUGGCACUCCUUGCUCCAAUCAAAUAGCAGGAAGUGAUCAUGUGACUUUUCCUGUCAUCCUAUAUCUGAAUUGUUGUUCACUUGCAUUGCAUCAUCAUACAGCACACAUUUUCUACCAGCAAUCUUUGUAAGAUCCUACAAAUUCCUCAUAAAAUGUUUGUACUGUGAUCAACAAUUUCUUCUUUUCGGAGUGAAAGUCCCAGCAGUGAAUUCCUGCAUGUGUCCCAAUAACAACAACAACAACAACAGCGCCAUUAAUGGAGGCUGUCAGUACCAACGCAAAUCAAUCCUGCAGGCUUCAGGUCUAAUCUGCUGGCAUUAGACCAUCAACUCGCUCACAAGACGGAUUUCCUGUGUCUGCGGAACAUCUGCAGACUCUCAAAUCACGAGGAUGCUCGGCUAAGACACUAGCAGGUUAUACUCGGAAGACAAAUGAAUCGGAGCCAAACAAGAUGACGUCUUUUCGUAUUUUGACAUGUUUUUGUUGCAGAGAUCAGAGGUUAUCUUUGUUUGUAAUCAGCAGUGUCAUCGACUUGAACUUAGUGGUACAUUCGAGGACAGCAAAAAAAAGUGGUCUAUGUCGCUACUGACACAGGAAGCUGGUACAGGAUCAUCUCAAAAUAAUAAUCGUACAUGUAUGGACAUGAAAAUAAUAAUUACACAUGUAUUAAUAUUAAAAGAAUACUGCAUGAACAUCAAAAUAAUAGCGCAACAUGUACUAUUAUUGUAGUACAGUGUGUACUAUUAUUGUGGUACAAUGUAUUCUAAUACUGUAGUACAGGGGUCACCAACCUUUUUGAAACCAAGGGCUACUUCUUGGGUACUGAUUAAUGCGAAGGGCUACCAGUUAGAUACACACUUAAAUAAAUUGCCAGAAGUAGCCAAUUUGCU
Molecule: messenger RNA, 2150 nt
Organism: Entelurus aequoreus (snake pipefish)
Lineage: Eukaryota; Metazoa; Chordata; Actinopteri; Syngnathiformes; Syngnathidae
Product: twinfilin-2
Exons: 8
Coding region: 154-1197 (347 amino acids)
Biological process (GO): barbed-end actin filament capping; actin filament depolymerization; positive regulation of neuron projection development
Cellular component (GO): myofibril; actin filament; cytoplasm
Molecular function (GO): actin filament binding; actin monomer binding
Source: RefSeq, a predicted model, not a curated record